AUGUACAUUUACUAACCAAAUGAUUAUUCCCGAGUCACUGCGGCCAGUGUUUCUUCUUGUCCGUUCUAUGGAUUGUGCUGCACCAAAAAGGCUUUCAUAAGAGUUCGGAGCUGGGUUUAUGGUUCCAUAAGCCCUGGCUUUGCGGUACUGUGUCCCUUCUAUUCUAUGCAGCGAGAACCCAAAUCUGGAUAUAUAUAAGUAAAGGUUUUGGUUCUUCAUUUUCUCAGCUCAUUCUCGAACCUUUAGUGACGCCUUCGCCGCAUCAGGAUAUCUCUCUUCCCUAGUAAUUUAAGGCUGUCAUUAUCAGGUUCGAUUCUGCUUUAUUUCUAUGAAACUUGGAGUGGCACUUUGACAGCAGUUUUCAGGGUUCAACAAAGAUGACCAUGUCUGGAUUGGCUGGUAAUCCUUUAAGAUGUUGCCCUGUCCCUGCACGAAGCUCAGGGUCAAUAUGUCAGCAGGUUUCAGCUUUUCCCAGUUUUGGGAAAUUCCGACAAAAAUCAGAGUUACUACGUCUACGAAGAAAUUAUUCGGUUGGUUAUACACAUAGAUGCAAUGUAAAACAAUUUCACUUGAUCAAUUGUGCGAUGGAUGCUUCCUAUGAUGAUACAGCCAAUGACCCAACAGCCAUCUUUCCUGGAAUCAAGAUUAGAGAUCCAUACAAACGGCUUGGAAUCAGUAGGGAGGCUUCUGAAGACGAAAUCCAAGCUGCAAGGAAUUUCCUAGUACAGAAAUACGCUGGACACAAGCAAAGCGUGGAUGCUAUUGAAUCAGCGCAUGACAGAAUAAUCAUGCAAAAGUUUUAUGAAAGGAAGAACCCUAAAAUUAACAUCAAGAAAAAGGUUAGGGAAGUCAGUCAGUCCCGUGUUGUGCAGGCUGUCAUGAGCAGAUUUCGAACUCCACCUGCAAACUUCACGAUAAAAACAUCCAUUGCAUUUGUAGUACUUGGAGUUCUCACAGUUCUCUUUCCAACAGAAGAAGGUCCUACUCUUCAAGUUGCUAUUUCCCUGAUAACUACCAUAUAUUUCAUAUAUGAUCGGCUGAAAAGCAAAAUCCGAGCAUUUCUUUAUGGGGCUGGAGCUUUUGUUGUCUCAUGGCUGUUGGGAACCUUUCUGAUGGUUUCUGUGAUUCCACCAAUACUUAAAGGGCCAAGGAGUUUGGAAGUGACUACUUCUUUGAUAACCUAUGUGCUUCUCUGGGUUUCUUCAACUUAUCUAAAAUAGAAAUAGUCUCUUAAGAAUCCCCAAUUUUGUUGUAACAGUUGACUCUCAUAUCAAAUUUUGUCUAGUCAUAAAUUUUUCACUUGGUUUGUGAUUCUUCAGUUCCGUGAUUUAGCAUGAAAGGCUUUUUGUACUAUUAAGUUUUCUGUUGCAUGUUGUAGCUUUAGAUUUUUUAUGAAUUAAUAAUGAAGUUUAUUGCAGCAUGAAAGACUUUUA
Molecule: messenger RNA, 1433 nt
Organism: Malania oleifera
Lineage: Eukaryota; Viridiplantae; Streptophyta; Magnoliopsida; Santalales; Ximeniaceae
Product: protein CHAPERONE-LIKE PROTEIN OF POR1, chloroplastic
Exons: 5
Coding region: 378-1220 (280 amino acids)
Cellular component (GO): chloroplast membrane
Source: RefSeq, a predicted model, not a curated record